Messenger RNA from Artibeus jamaicensis (Jamaican fruit-eating bat), 1945 nucleotides. It is a transcript of the gene KYAT1, whose product is annotated as kynurenine aminotransferase 1. Gene Ontology annotation, molecular function: L-kynurenine:2-oxoglutarate transaminase activity; pyridoxal phosphate binding. Gene Ontology annotation, biological process: biosynthetic process. The transcript has 13 exons. Gene Ontology annotation, cellular component: mitochondrion; cytoplasm. Bases 85 to 1473 code for a protein of 462 amino acids. NCBI's taxonomy places the organism in Eukaryota, Metazoa, Chordata, Mammalia, Chiroptera, Phyllostomidae. The record is from RefSeq and is a predicted model, not a curated record.
AGCCGUGUGUGGAGGACUCAAGUGCUGGGCUCAGAGCCAUUUCCUGGCCAGGGUGCUCUGCGACCGAGAGGUCGUCGAUGGCCCAUGGCUCUGGGAGGCAUGUUCAGGAAUUCCGCAGCCAUCUGCUUGCACCUGAUGGGGUCCCUCCGGAGAAAGAAGGCUGGAGCUUCACUCAGCCAGCACUUGCACCAGACUCCCACCAUGGCCAAACAGCUGCAGGCUCGAAGGCUGGACAAGGUUGCUUACAAUCCAUGGGUGGAGCUGUCCCGGUGGACCUCUCAGUAUGAAGCCGUGAAUCUGGGACAAGGCUUCCCCGACUUCCCGCCUCCAGACUUCGCCGUGGAAGCCUUUCGGCAAGCUGUCACCGGCGACUUCAUGCUCAACCAGUACACCAGGGGAUUUGGUUACCCACCACUGACAAAGAUCUUGGCAAGUUUCUUUGGGAAGCUGCUGGGACAGGAGAUAGACCCUUUCAAGGAUGUGCUGGUGACUGUGGGUGCGUAUGGGGCCCUGUUCACAGUCUUCCAGGCCCUGGUGGACGAAGGAGAUGAGGUCAUCAUCAUCGAGCCCUUUUUUGACUGUUACAAUACCAUGACAUUGAUGGCGGGGGGUUGCCCUGUGUUUGUGCCCCUGAAGCCGACCCCCACCCAGAAUGGGGAGCUGGGUUCCAGCAACUGGCAGCUGGACCCCACAGAGCUGGCCAGCAAGUUCACAUCUCGCACCAAAAUGCUAGUCCUCAACACACCCAACAACCCCCUGGGAAAGGUGUUCUCCAGGGCAGAAGUGGAGCUGGUGGCCCGCCUGUGCCAGCAGCAUGACGUGCUGUGUGUCAGCGACGAGGUCUACCAGUGGAUGGUCUUCGAUGGGUGCCAGCACAUCAGCAUCGCCAGCCUCCCUGGCAUGUGGGAACGCACCCUGACCAUCGGCAGCGCUGGCAAGACCUUUAGUGUCACCGGUUGGAAGGUGGGCUGGGUCCUAGGCCCAGACACUCUCUUGAGGCACCUGCGCACGGUGCACCAGAACUGUGUCUAUCACUGUCCCACGCAGGCGCAGGCCGCAGUAGCCCAGAGCUUUGAGCGGGAGCACCAGCACUUCGGCCAGCCCAGCAGCUACUUCGUGCAGCUCCCACGGGACAUGCAGCGCUGCCGUGACCACAUGGUGCGGAGUGUGCAGCUGGUAGGCCUGCGGCCCAUGAACCCGCAGGGCACCUACUUCUUCAUGGCAGACAUCUCGGACUUCAGGAACAAGAUUCCUGACUUGCCUGGUGCUGAGGACGAGCCCUUCGACAGGCGCUUCAUCAAGUGGAUGAUCAAGGAAAAGGGCUUGGUGGCCCUCCCGGUCUCUGUCUUCUACAGCACCCAGCAUCAGCAGCAGUUUGACCACUAUAUCCGCUUCUGUUUUGCGAAGAAUGAAUCCACCCUCCAGGCCAUGGACCAGAAGCUUCGGGAGUGGAAGGAUGAGCUCAGGGCCUGACAUCACCCUCUCGGCCUCGCCUGGUUGGUCCCUGCAUGCUCUGCAGGGCUCCUUGUCCAAGAUUUAGUCAUUCUCAUGUUGAGGAUAGAUGGUACUGGUGAACCCCUCCUCUGCGACACAGAAUGUCCCCAGGGGAGAGCCUUUCUUCUGAGUCCUGGAGGAGUCAGGAGCACGCCCCCAUGGUGCCCACCACCCUGUUGGCGGAGGUAAGGGAGGCCUGACCUGGGUCUCUCCCUUCCCCCUCCCUCGGUCAUGCUGUAGGCUCUUGGGUCCCUUCUGGCCUCGCCAGACUUGGCUGGGAGUCACUGGGCAGAGCCCAACAGUGUAUUGGCCGGGAGUCCCAGUUCUGACCCCAGCCCUGCACCGGCCCCAGCCAAGGCUCCGGCAACCCUCCCUCUCCUUAUCUAAACUUGACCUUGGGAUGCAGCCAGUACUUUGUGCCCAUAAUAAAAUUUGAAGUUAUUCAAACUUC